AUGAGGAACGUGAAUCCGGCGGUUCCCAGCGCCUGCACCCCAGUCGGCGCGGCUGGGUCCCCGGCGGGCGAGGGGCGGCCAGGCGCUGCCUUGGGGAGCGCCCUGCGGCCCGAUUCCCGCGCGGGGCGUAGUGGCCCCGCCCGUGGCUCCGCCUCCGCCCGGUCCCGGCACACCUGGCCGGCAGGUAGCUGGCGCCCGGGCGCGGUUCUGAGGCUCUCGGGGUCUGCGAGCGGCUGGGCCCGUCCGCCUAAGGGAAGCGCGGCGGCGGAAGCCAUGGACCCUGGCCUGGGGGCCCCUGCGACAGCCGAGGGGCCGCCCGCGCCCCGGCCCCGCCGCCGCCGCUCCCUGCGUCGCCUGUUCAGCCGCUUCCUGCUGGCGCUGGGCAGCCGCUCCCGCCCCGGGGACUCGCCGCCCGGGCCGCAGCCCCAGCUCCAGCCUGGCCGCUGCGACGGCGACGGUGAGGGGGGCUUUGAUUGCGCCCCGGGCCCGGCUUUAGCAGCGCCCGGGAGCCCCGGGGAGGAGAGCCCGCCGGGACACCAGCCCCAGCGCCCCGCCGGCGACGGCGCGCGGCCCACUUGCGCGCAGGGCUUAAAGAACCACGGCAACACCUGUUUCAUGAACGCCGUGGUGCAGUGUCUCAGCAACACCGACCUCCUGGCGGAGUUCCUGGCGCUGGGCCGCUACCGGGCGGCGCCGGGCCGCGCCGAGGUCACCGAGCAGCUGGCGGCGCCGGUGCGCGCGCUCUGGACCCGCGAAUACACAUACCAACUUUCUGCGGAGUUCAAGAAUGUUGUUUCCAGGUAUGGCUCUCAGUUCCAAGGCCAUUCCCAGCACGAUGCCCUGCAGUUCCUGCUCUGGUUGCUGGAUCACGUGCACGAGGACCUGGAGAGCUCCUGCCAAGGGCCAGCGCCCGAGAAGAUUCAGCCUGAAGCCAGUAAAACCUCUGAAAACCUCCCGUCGCCAUCAGCUCAGCUUUCUCUAGGUCAGAGUUUUGUGCAAAGCCACUUUCAAGCCCAAUAUAGAUCUUCCUUGACCUGUCCGCACUGCCUGAAACAGAGCAACACCUUCGACCCGUUCCUAUGCGUGUCACUGCCUAUCCCCUUGUGCCAGACAAGAUUCUUGAGCAUCACCUUGGUCUUCCUGUCUAAGAGCCAGCGGUUCCUGCAGGUUGGCCUGGCCGUGCCAAUCCUCAGCACAGUGGCAGCCCUGAGGAGGAUGGUUGCAGAAGAAGGCGGCAUUGCUGUGGAUGAGAACCCAGGAUCUCUGUUCGCCAUCCGGGUUGUGGGGCUUUCUCUGGCCUGCAGCUACUUAUCCCCACAGGACAGCCAGCCCCUCUGUCACUGGGCAGUGGACAGGGCUUUGCAUCUCAGGAGGCCAGAGGCCCCUCACACAUCAAACUGGCCGUGGAGUGGGAUAGCUGUGCCAAGGAGCGGUGUGGAAGCAGCAACCCAGCAAUGGGCCAGUUAUAUCAUCAGGUGGUUGAAGUUCAGUGAGGAUCCUGGCCAUGGGAACCCCAACUUCCCCACAAAGAGGAAAAUUUUACUUUCAUUUUAUUCUGUUGUUCUCCUUGAUUUCUCUUUUUUUAAACAAAUGUUUGCACUGUGCAUAUAAAUAAAGACUGGU
Molecule: messenger RNA, 1623 nt
Organism: Manis pentadactyla (Chinese pangolin)
Lineage: Eukaryota; Metazoa; Chordata; Mammalia; Pholidota; Manidae
Product: ubiquitin carboxyl-terminal hydrolase 43-like
Exons: 8
Coding region: 1-1611 (536 amino acids)
Biological process (GO): protein deubiquitination
Molecular function (GO): cysteine-type deubiquitinase activity
Source: RefSeq, a predicted model, not a curated record